AUGAGCAUCGCUCCCACUGCGGCGGAAGCGGCGAAAGUCGCCAAACAGCUGGGCUCAUACAUUUCUGAGGCCAGCAAAUACGGCCUGGCCAAACGCACCCAGAUCAUCGACCCUCGACUUUGCAGCGACGUGUUGACGCGCCUUCGGCCGUCUCUUGAGAGACACAAAGGAUGUAUCUUGAUAGAUGUCAACCCAGGCUUGGGCCUGUGGUCCGAGUAUCUCCACAAGCUCGUCAAGCCUCGUCAACACAUACUGUCCAAUCCCUCGAAGCACUUCUAUAAGCCAUACAUUGAGCCGGUCAUUCGCAGACACGAGAAAUCCAUGUUGACGAGUGACAUGGGACUGGGCGAGAUCCUACACAGCGACCGCUUCUUUGGCAAGGCUUCCGCGCAGGACGAACUCGAGCGUACGACUACAGUCAACAAUGACAUCCUUGUCACCAUAAAUUUGGCUGGACCAAGUCAGCACAAUCUGAAAUCGAUUCGCGGACGUCAAGAUCAAUACUUUUGGAAUAAUCUGUGGGCUUCUCUCGUCGAUGGCAUGCGGGACGACGUCUUCUACCGGGGCCUUAUUCGCAUACUAGCAUGGGUCCCUGAUGAAGCUAAGUACAGCAUCGUGCCUCGCUCUGCCGAACCCGUCAAUCGUCAGAGCGUGCAGGUUCAAAUGAUUGCGAAUGUGACGGAAGUAGCAGGAGGCUCAGUUCUUCUCGGCGAUCAUGCGCAGAGACACCGCAGGCCUCAUCAACUGGAGAUGGAAGACCUGGUCGAUCGUGGCAAGCCGCAUGCUGAGACGGAUUUCUCGGCAGCACGAAUCGAUCUGCCUCCCUUACCAGCGGCCGUGGAACUUCAACCCAAUGUAGCGACUCUCGCAAAUACCGACCACAUCGCUCGCUUUCCCUGGCUUGAUCGGCUGAUCGAGCUUGAUCGACAAGUCUUGGAGAUCGAUCCGACACUGCACAAGGACUUAGAGCUUGCAAAGUCAUCUCGUAGGACUUGGCUUGUCCGUUCGAAGGAUCCAGUGAUCAAAGAAUGGUCCCAUCACUAUAGCGUGACUCGGACCAAACACGCCGUCUAUCAGCGUCAGCUCGAUUUGAUCAAUGAGCAGCGCGCCAUCGAGGCAGAGUGGCGUUCCACACCAAACGACGAGGACCCACGCGUUGCACCCCUCAAGGACCGUGCUGCCGAAGUUGUUGCUCAGACCAACAAAAUGCGCAAAGUGGACGCGGCCGGUGUCCGGAAGCACAUCGAUAGCUACCGUCUGUACGACAACAAAGCCAGUCACUGGUGCAGCCGCACCUACAAUCCUCUGAUUACGCAUCCCCGUGAGUUUGCGCACGCAACGCCAACAACGCUGGCUUUGCUGGACAUUCAGCCCCGGCCCGAAUUUCGCCAGGUCUUCGAUACCGAAACCAAACAUGCUUACCUGAGUCAUGUCCUGUCGCACUUCUGCAGUCGGCCUGCUACAUCAAUGCACGAGUUGAUAGAGAGCCUGCUCAACAGCAGUGGGAUGGAUGAUUUCAUCGCAACGGUGCCGAAUCUGCGCAAUGUGCGGAUGGGUGGCUGGUAUAAUCUGCAUGACCUGAGGCCCAGAACGCUGAGCUCGAGGCUUUGGCAGGACUUGGCACUAGCAUAUGCUGAGUGGCCUUUCCGACUGAGCAUAGACACUCUGACGUUCGGCAUGAAGAAUGCGAAGAGAAGCCUCGAAGAACAUGAUCAGAUCUAG
Molecule: messenger RNA, 1722 nt
Organism: Cyphellophora attinorum
Lineage: Eukaryota; Fungi; Ascomycota; Eurotiomycetes; Chaetothyriales; Cyphellophoraceae
Exons: 1
Coding region: 1-1722 (573 amino acids)
Source: RefSeq, a predicted model, not a curated record